This is a messenger RNA of Podospora anserina S mat+, 807 nucleotides long. RefSeq lists its product as uncharacterized. Gene Ontology annotation, molecular function: thiamine triphosphate phosphatase activity; magnesium ion binding. NCBI's taxonomy places the organism in Eukaryota, Fungi, Ascomycota, Sordariomycetes, Sordariales, Podosporaceae. The coding region runs from base 1 to 807 and encodes 268 amino acids. The transcript has a single exon. Gene Ontology annotation, biological process: thiamine diphosphate metabolic process; thiamine metabolic process; dephosphorylation. The record is from RefSeq and is a predicted model, not a curated record.
AUGUUAUCUACAUCCAUUUUAGCCCGCUUGAAAUCUUCACCAUACGGCACCGAUUAUCCAUCACGACUAUCCAUCAAACUGCCGUGCCACAUGCCUUUUCGACUUCCCCUCAAGCAUCUUCCCUCGCGAUACCUCUCCACCGCUCCCGAAUUUGCCAACCGCCUCAAGACCAUCAACCUAGAAGUCGAACGGAAAGUCCCAUGCCUCGCCAUUCCCACUCUGAGCGACCCUUCGCUCUGGUCCAACCCCGCCUUCAUUUCUGUUGAUCCUCUUCCGUUCAAAAUCUUCCACGAUGUUUACUACGACAACAAUGAUACCUUGAGCUCCCACGGUCUCUGGGUUCGGCAGAGAAAUGGUGUGUGGCAGGCCAAGGUCAACCCAUCAGUCAGGAGAGGACGGGCAAACACAAGAUUCGAAGAGUUACGGAUAGAAUCUGAUAUUCAAAAGGCUGUCGAGGCUAUCACCAGAGUGGAGGCGCAAGCCACAGCCAAUUUCGGGCUGAACAAGAUGGCUGACUUUACAACCUACCGAGAAGGGUGGAGAGUGGAUGGCGACUUUAUGGUUGUGAGAGACAAUACUAGCUUCGGGUGGGGCGUCGUUGAAAUUGAGCUGGAGGAACAGAUAAAGUGUGUGGGGGGAGAGGAAGUCGAUGAAAAGUGGAAGGAGAGGAAGAUGGAUGAGAUGGAUAGGAGAAUCGAGAUGUUCAUGGAGAAGUAUAGUUGGGCAUGGGGUAAAGGGCAGGUGAAGGGGAAGCUGAGUGCUUACUUGGACAUGACGAGGGGGAUCAGAAGUGGAAGGGUGAGGUAG